CCGUACUAACCAAAGACUGUGGCAUCCUUCUUCCUAUAACCAAACGCCCGUACUUAACUUGAGUCAACCAAACCCAAACGGCCCAAACCGGCCACUACACAAGAACAGCCACCCUUCGUCCUGAAAUUUGAGAUUUCAUUCCUCUGCUCAACCCGACCCACCCACCUAAAAUGCGCUCCAAACCCGAAAGCCAAACCUUCACAGCUUCGAUGGAGCCGCUGUCGUCCGGCUCGGUGGACCCGAUCUUUCACCUCCUCCGAAUCGUCCCCUUCAGCUUCCUCCGCCCGCCCAAGCUCCGCCUCAAGCUCCCAACCCUAACCCUCCCCUCCCCGAUGACCGUCUACGCCCUCGUCCUCCUUACCUACUUCAUGGUGGUCUCCGGUAUUGUAUACGACGUCAUAGUCGAGCCCCCCGGCAUAGGAUCCACCCAGGACCGCGCCACCGGCUCUGUACGACCCGUCGUCUUCCUUCCCGGACGCGUUAACGGCCAGUACAUCGUCGAGGGCCUCUCUUCUGGGUUCAUGUUCGUGCUUGGAGGCGUCGGCAUCAUCCUCAUGGACCUCGCGCUCGACCGCAACCGCGCCAGAUCCGUCAAGGUCUCCUACGCCACCGCGGGGAUCUCCUUCGUGGUAAUUGCUUACGUGAUGAGUAUGCUAUUUAUUCGGAUCAAGAUCCCGGCUUAUCUUAGUUGAAGUUGCAAUUCAGUUUGGAAUCGUAUAUGUUUGUUCUAUGUUCCGCGGGAUUCUGUUCUAGGUUGAUUUCUUGAGAUGAAUUUUUUGUAUGGAUCAUGGAUUUCUUCUUAACUCAAUAGCGCUACUUAUUAGGUUUUUCCUAUUUAUGAAUCAUUACCAUUAUUGUGGUUGUGUUGGAUAUUGCCAUUAUCUAUUAGCACGUGAUCUGCUCGAGUAGAAUAUUUCUGCAUAUCAGGACGACAGGACCAUGGUUUGAAUCAUAUAUUCAGUUCUCAUUUCCUGUUUA
Molecule: messenger RNA, 978 nt
Organism: Carya illinoinensis
Lineage: Eukaryota; Viridiplantae; Streptophyta; Magnoliopsida; Fagales; Juglandaceae
Product: putative oligosaccharyltransferase complex subunit CG9662
Exons: 1
Coding region: 171-692 (173 amino acids)
Cellular component (GO): oligosaccharyltransferase complex
Source: RefSeq, a predicted model, not a curated record